AACUGAAACUGUCAGUUGUACAAAAUACCCAAAGUACCCCUUCAACACCUUCUUUCUCUGCAAAACACACUGCCACAAGUUACAGUAGAAUUUCUGAAAGACUAUUAUUUGACAUGUCUCUGCUCUCUAUUGAAUGUGAUGGCGUGUUUUAUCACCACCUCACCCCUCCUAAUUAAUUACAUUUACUACUUUGCCACUUCACUUCAUCUCCUUAUCCCAAGAACAACAAAUACAAAUACAAAUAGCUCUCUCUGUUGUUUUUUACUGGGCUUCAUUUCAAAAUCUCGUGAACUUCGAAGCCCAUUUUAUUUUGCUUCUUCUUCAAUCCACGGGUUUCCUGUGUUUUCAUGUGUGAAAACCACAGCAUUGUUUUCUGGGCCAUUUGAAAAUCUUCAGCAUUAUAACAGCUCUGAUAAUUUUUGAGUGAUGGAUGGGAGACGGCAUUCGGUUGAUGUUCCCAUAUCGAAAACGCUGGUUGCACUUAGAAGAGUGAAGUCACUUAGGGAUCCAACCACAAAUUCGAUAAGCAAGUUCUCCACAAUGGUUGAUAAGUUGAAUUGGGAAACAAAUUCAAAUAAUGCUAUUACUUUAGGAUUUGAAAAUAGACAAGAAGUAGGCUACAAUGAACCAAAUGGCUUCUCUUUGUAUGCCAACCUGGAGGACUAUGUAGGUGAUCAGGAACUUAACUGCAAUAUGGGGAACUGCAAACCACAGUUGAUUUCGCCUCAAAUGGAGCCUUGGAACGGUAAUGUCGAAAUGUCUAACCUAUGCAAACCAAAUGAGAUAGAAAGAGGAAAUAAAUCAUCAAGUAAAAGAUUAGGUCAUCCUUACAGGGAUCAAGGAAUGGCAAUGACUUGUACAACACCUUUUGAUGCCUUGGAGGAGGGCACCGGUUCCAGUAAAGAAUCAAUUGGAGCAGUGCAGGCGAAAGAUGUAGCUUAUUAUUCAACAAAAAAGAAUUGCAAACAUAAAAAACAUACUAGAUCAUCUAGAACAGCAGCUGGUGAUAUCUUGAGUCGUGUAGGUAGUCCCUACUUUUCAUUAAGCGAUGCUCCAAUCGAAAGCUCAAACCAUGCGAUUUCACUAUAUGGAAAUGAAGAUGUUGACAAUGUGGAUUCUGAUCACGGUGGAUGUGGAAUUAGCUCUUGCUGGUUAGGCACCCCUAAAUUUAGGGGAUCAAGUCCUCUUGAAGAGAGACCACUUCUGUCUGCAGGAAUAGGUGACACACUCUUAGCUCUACAAAGAAGAAGCUGGACGAGAGAUAACAAUGGAGUUGCUUCACACUCAGAAAGUCCUAGAAAUCUCAGUCAAAAGUUCAGGCCAAAAUCAUUCACUGAAAUGGUUGGACAGAACGUGGUAUCAAGGUCUCUGUUGAAUGCAAUCUCGAUUGGGCGGAUAAAUCCAUUCUACCUGUUUCAUGGUCCUCGUGGUACGGGAAAAACAUGCGCGUCAAGAAUAUUUGCAGCCGCAUUAAAUUGUCUUUCUCCUGAUGCUGAGAAACCAUGUGGCCUCUGUAGAGAUUGUGUUCUGUAUUUCUCAGGAAGAAGCAAGGAUGUUAGAGAAGUAGAUUCCUUGAAAAUCAAUAAAAUGGAGAGAGUUAGAUUAAUUAUCAAGAAUGCAGUGGCACCUCCUGUUUCAUCCAAAUUUAAGAUUUUUAUAAUUGAUGAGUGCCACUUAUUGCGAGAGGAAACAUGGACUAGCAUUUUAAAUCACCUGGAAGAACUAUCUCGCCAUGUGAUAUUCAUAAUGAUCACCCCUGACCUUGAUAAGCUGCCUCGUAGUGCAGUAUCACGGUCCCAGAAGUAUCAUUUUUCCAAAAUAAAAGAACUUGAUAUUUCUACUAGGUUACGUGAAAUUUGUGAAGAUGAAGGACUCGAUUUUAAUCAGGAUGCUUUGGAUUUCAUUGCUUGUAAAUCAAAUGGCUCACUUCGAGAUGGAGAGAUAAUGCUUGAACAGCUAAGUUUGCUUGGGAAAAGAAUAACAAUGCCUUUAGUCUAUGAGCUAAUUGGAGCUGUCUCUGAUGAUGAGUUGCUAGAGUUGCUGCAUCUGGCAUUGUCAUCUGACACUUCAAAUACAGUUAAAAGAGCCAGAGAGCUAAUGAGAUCUAGAAUAGAUCCCAUGCAAUUGGUAUCACAGCUGGCAAAUCUAAUAAUGGACAUUCUUGCUGGAAAAUGUCAAACAAGUGCUUGUGAAGUCAAAGACAGGCUAUUCAGCGGACACAUUUCUGAAGCUGAGAAACAGCAACUUAGUCAUGCACUCAAAGUACUCUCUGAGACUGAAAAACAAUUGAGGGUGUCAAAAAAUCAAACAACAUGGCUGACUGCUGCGCUUCUACAGUUAAGCUCAGUGAGUUCUUCAGUCGAUGCCAAAGAUGGAAACUCAUGCUUGAGAACGGUAUACGAACAAGAUCCUGAUGGUAAUCUUUGUAGUACAUCAUCAACAAGUGAGAGUUUGAAGCACCUUACAAGUUGUGCAUGUGAAAGCAUCGAAUCUUGCAAAAAGGGAAUGCAGGAUGAUAAGGAAACUCUGGCGUCUAUAUGGUAUAGAGCUGUUGAAAUGUGCGAAUCCAAUUCACUUGCAAACUUUUUGAGAAGAGGGAAAUUGUCAUCAAUUUGUCUUAAGCAAGGUAGGAGUUUCCAUGCUUUACAUGUUUAUUGCAUCAGAUCUUCAGCUUUGCCAUCUCAGUGAAUACAUAGGUCUAUCUCGACCUGAUUACAUUGUCAUCUUUUCUCCAAUCCAAUGUAUAAUUUGAGCCACACAUGUCUCCUAUUUUGGUAAAUGUUGGCACUUCAAAUGCUGAGCUUUGCAAAACCUCCUUUAAUCUGAAGAAGUUGAAAUAGGGAACAACUUUUGAGUUGGACCUCCAUGCUGUUUUUCUGUAAUAAAUUAAGCUGGAAUUUGUAUCUUUAAUAUCCUUCUGUUGUCCUAAUUACUCCCACUUGUGUGCGCUCCGAAGGUACCAAAUGUGCUUUCCAUGGGUAAUGAGCCCUUUUGCUUUUCUGUUUCCAUCUGUCCUUUCAACA
Molecule: messenger RNA, 3023 nt
Organism: Lycium ferocissimum
Lineage: Eukaryota; Viridiplantae; Streptophyta; Magnoliopsida; Solanales; Solanaceae
Product: protein STICHEL-like 2
Exons: 5
Coding region: 427-2688 (753 amino acids)
Biological process (GO): DNA repair; DNA-templated DNA replication
Cellular component (GO): DNA polymerase III complex; DNA replication factor C complex; nucleus
Molecular function (GO): DNA-directed DNA polymerase activity; ATP hydrolysis activity; DNA binding
Source: RefSeq, a predicted model, not a curated record